AUGAAGACUACCUCUGUGCUCGCAGCCGCCGCGCUGGUCGGCGCUGCUACCGCCAAGGUCCACAAGCUCAAGCUGGACAAGGUGCCUCUGUCUGAGCAAUUUGAUAAACGCAGCAUGAACGACCACAUGCGAUCUCUGGGUCAGAAGUACAUGGGUGCUGUCCCUGAGGGAAUGUACCAGGACACCUCCAUCCAACCCGAGGGCGGCCACGAUGUGCUGGUCGAUAACUUUCUGAACGCUCAGUACUUCUCAGAAAUCACCAUCGGUACCCCCCCUCAGAACUUCAAGGUUGUCCUUGAUACCGGCAGCUCGAACUUCAAGUACGACUCGUCCUCUUCCUCCACCUACAAGAAGAACGGCAGCGACUUUGCCAUCCAGUACGGCUCAGGUAGUCUCGAGGGCUUCGUUUCUCGCGACACUGUGACAAUCGGCGAUCUUUCCAUCAAGGAUCAAGACUUUGCCGAGGCCACAAACGAGCCUGGCUUGGCUUUCGCCUUUGGCCGCUUUGACGGUAUCUUGGGUCUUGGUUUCGACACCAUUUCUGUCAACAAGAUUGUCCCUCCCUUCUAUAACUUGCUGAACCAGAAGACUCUCGACGAGCCUGUCUUUGCCUUUUAUCUCGGCGACAGCAACAAGGAAGGUGACGACUCCGAAGCCACCUUUGGUGGUAUUGACAAGAGCCACUACACUGGAGAAUUGGUCAAAAUUCCACUUCGUCGUAAGGCCUAUUGGGAGGUGGACUUUGACGCCAUUGCUUUUGGCGAUAAUGUUGCUGAGCUUGAGAACACUGGAGUCAUCCUUGACACUGGCACUUCGCUCAUUGCUCUUCCUUCCACCCUUGCCGAGCUCUUGAACAAGGAAAUCGGUGCUUCCAAGUCAUGGAACGGCCAAUACACUGUCGACUGCGCUAAGCGUGACUCUCUCCCCGACCUCACUGUCACCUUGAGCGGAUACAACUUCUCCAUCACCGCCUUUGACUACGUUCUAGAAGUCCAGGGAUCUUGCAUCAGCGCCUUUAUGGGCAUGGACUUCCCUGAGCCUGUUGGCCCUCUCGCUAUUCUUGGAGACGCUUUCCUUCGCAAGUGGUACAGCGUCUACGACUUGGGCAACGGUGCCGUCGGUCUCGCCAAGGCCAAGUAA
Molecule: messenger RNA, 1140 nt
Organism: Talaromyces amestolkiae
Lineage: Eukaryota; Fungi; Ascomycota; Eurotiomycetes; Eurotiales; Trichocomaceae
Exons: 5
Coding region: 1-1140 (379 amino acids)
Biological process (GO): proteolysis
Cellular component (GO): fungal-type vacuole
Molecular function (GO): aspartic-type endopeptidase activity
Source: RefSeq, a predicted model, not a curated record